AUGGACGCGAGGAAGCUGGGGUCCAGUGUGGCGGUGCCGCUGUUUUACCGCCCGGGGCUUUCAGUGCAGCGGAGGGGCCGCGCGGUGCUGCCUCUUUGCUUCGAGCUGCGGGACCUCAUCAGGACGUGGGCAGCAGCCAGCAGCAGCAGCAGCAGCAGCAGCAGCAGCGAGGGCGGGAGUGGCAGCAGCAGCGGCGAGGACGGGCAAGUGAUGGUGCUGGACUUGCUGGAUUUGUUGCUACGAGCAGCACUGCAGCAGCAGGCGAGCCCCACGAGGACAGAUUCGGCACUAGCGCAGCAACGGCAGCAGCAGCAGCAGCAGCAACAGCAGCAGGAGAGCUUGGCCGAGCUUAUUGACUCCGGCCUGUGGGGCCUCGUGCCCAGCUCUGAGGCGCUGCAGCAAGUGCAGAUGAUGAGGGCCAGAGGAGUCAGAAAGGCCCAGCUGCACUUGAGUCCAGACGACUAG
Messenger RNA from Eimeria tenella, 465 nucleotides. RefSeq lists its product as uncharacterized. The record is from RefSeq and is a predicted model, not a curated record. The transcript has 2 exons. Lineage: Eukaryota; Apicomplexa; Conoidasida; Eucoccidiorida; Eimeriidae. Bases 1 to 465 code for a protein of 154 amino acids.